AUGUCGUUAUUAAAAAAUUCCAAUUUGACGCCAUUUGUAAAAAAAAGUUGGCGAAAUUUUAGGACUCAAACCACGUUGCAUAAUUUUAUCAAGCCGGAAACCAUUUCAGCUGACUAUUGGAAAAAAUUAUUAUCAACGGCAUUCCAUUUGAAAGAAGUCGUACGUAAAAAUAAUAAAAACUGUUUAAAUUUAUUGAAAAAUAAACAUGUAACGUUAUUGUUCGAACAUCCUCAUGGAAGAUUUCAAGUUGCUUUUUCACUGGCUUGUUCAAUAUUGGGUGCUAGAAAAACAUUAUAUUUAGAAAGAGAUUUUGAAAGUCAACCAAAUCCAGCAGAUUGUGGAAGGUAUGUAUUAUUAUCAGAGUUGUCAGACAUGCUCGUAGUACACGGUAUACCUCAAUGGUCAUUAUUAAAACUUGGUGAAUUCACAACGAUUCCAAUAUUUCCAGCCAGUUGUAACAUAUACAGUCUUCAAAAAGUAUUAAGCGAUUUUAUGACGUUUCAAGAAAUUUUUAAUAAACUCGAGGGAUUAACGAUAGCAUAUGUUGGUCCACCCACGCCAGUAUUUAAUUCUUAUUUACUUUUAUGCCCACUUUUUGGAAUAAAAAUUCAGUAUCUUUGUAUUUGCGUUUAUGGUUCUGGACUAAUGUCACCCGUUAAAAAAUCACUAAAGAAAAAUUUAAAAUCAAAAUUUAUACAAGAACGUAAUUCCGUUAGGGAAACUGUUAAAAAUUCUAACGUAAUUGUUACCACAUUACAUCCGGAAAGAGCAACUCAAAUUACAUUGGAUAUAUUAAAAGAAGCAUCAUCGAAUUGGAUAUUUUUACAUUCUUUACCGAGAAGCGAAUCAGAAGUACACGAUGAUGUUUUCCAUCAUAAAAAUAACAUGUCGUGGACUUCAUCAGAAAAUCAUUUAUACAUAGCUAUGUUAAAACGAAAAAAAAAAAAAAAAGGUCGAGAACCGAAUUAUUUUAUUGCAAAAUCGAUAACUGAACCAAAAGUUUUAACUUGGUUUUAA
Molecule: messenger RNA, 1017 nt
Organism: Pediculus humanus corporis (human body louse)
Lineage: Eukaryota; Metazoa; Arthropoda; Insecta; Psocodea; Pediculidae
Product: ornithine carbamoyltransferase, putative
Exons: 6
Coding region: 1-1017 (338 amino acids)
Biological process (GO): L-citrulline biosynthetic process
Cellular component (GO): intracellular membrane-bounded organelle
Molecular function (GO): ornithine carbamoyltransferase activity; amino acid binding
Source: RefSeq, a predicted model, not a curated record